Molecule: messenger RNA, 1352 nt
Organism: Nilaparvata lugens (brown planthopper)
Lineage: Eukaryota; Metazoa; Arthropoda; Insecta; Hemiptera; Delphacidae
Exons: 6
Coding region: 1-1218 (405 amino acids)
Source: RefSeq, a predicted model, not a curated record
AUGUUUGGCAAGCGGACAGUAAGAAGCAACAUUAUUAAAUCGAGUGACAUGAAAAUUCUUAUGGACAAUGAUGAGGUGGCAGAUGGAUGGAAACAAUAUGUAGAAAGUCUCUAUGGUGAUGCAGAAUGUUUUGAGGGAAUAGAAAACGAGGACGAUGUACCUUUUGAUGAGUUGGGACCACCGAUUGCUUUUCCAGAAAUGGAAAAAGCACUACAUGAUCUCAAGUCAAAGAAAGCUUAUGGAGUAGAUGAUAUUCCUGCUGAACUUCUGCAAGCGCUCAAUGAAGAGAUGAGAAACGUUCUAUUUACCCUUUUGAAUGAGAUAUAUAUAACUGGAAAAGUUCCACUUGAUUCUAAGAAAAGCUUGAUGGUGAUGUUACCGAAAAAAAGUAAUGCAACAAGAUGCUACGCUCCAGUGAACACAAGCAGUCAGUCCAGUUCGGCGAGUUCGGCUUGUUCAGCGGCGGUAGUUUCGGGCUCUCGCCACCAGGCGGCGCCACCAGCCGGCGGGCCUACUGCGCAUGCGCACAACGGCCAUGUGGUCUGCGAGAUCAAGCACGAGCCGGCGCACUCGCACUGCGCAGCUCAGUCGGCCGCCAGCCACCAUGUUGGCAACAUGGCGGCAGCAGGAGGGGGAGGCUACACGUCGUCGGCUGUCUCGCAGAAGAAGCGUCUGCUGGCCAAGGCUCAGUCAGAGUGCAUGCUCAACACAGUUGUCACCAAACAGGAGCCGCCUGGCGAGUUGCAUUAUCAGUCGGUUUGCCACGGAGGUGCAUCGUGUAAGGAGCCCUACCAUUAUGGAUCCCAUAUCAUCACCACUCAGGAUCAGCAUAUCGUCUAUGGAAGUAGCAGCGGCAGAGGUGGAGGCGGUGGAGGAGUGGGCGGUCAAGGGGGGAGCCACAAGGGGGGCCGAGGGGGCGGCGAUUACCCCCACCCCCACCACGUGGUGCAGCCCCCCGUAGCCCACAGCCGCAGUGAGCAGCCGCAUCACGUGAUCGCCGCAGCCGCAGCUGCGUUAUCGUGGCCGGCGCAGGCUAUACCUAUUCAUCAGGGUUACAGCACCGCUCACUUGUCGCCGCAACCACUGGGAGGCAGCCGCCUGUCCCCCUGGCGGGGCAACCCCUCUACCACCAGAGCGAGCUCUAUCGGCGCCAGGCGGCAGUCUACGUCACCACCACCCAACCGCCCACUGCCGCCUAUCUGCCCACGCAUCAGGUAGCACCGCCUUCAGCCGCCUUCACAUCCAGCCGAGCUCUGCCGCCCCCAGCUCACCACGCCUCGGCUCGACCACUGCUAGCUGCCGCACCCGCCGCCUCCACCGCCUCCACGGGCGGCCAUCACUCGGGAGGCGGC